Molecule: messenger RNA, 1033 nt
Organism: Abrus precatorius (Indian licorice)
Lineage: Eukaryota; Viridiplantae; Streptophyta; Magnoliopsida; Fabales; Fabaceae
Product: proteasome subunit beta type-2-A
Exons: 3
Coding region: 144-758 (204 amino acids)
Biological process (GO): proteasomal protein catabolic process
Cellular component (GO): proteasome core complex, beta-subunit complex; nucleus; proteasome core complex
Molecular function (GO): peptidase activity
Source: RefSeq, a predicted model, not a curated record
UUCUGAUAAAAAUAAAUAAAUAAAUUUAACACAACACUUCUGCUCUGCGUCUAAUUGCAUCGAUCUAGCGAAGAGGUGAAGAGAAACCCUUAUAGCCAGAGAAGAGAGAGAGAGAGAGAGAGAGAGAGAGAGAGAGGAGAGAGAUGGAGUGUGUAUUCGGCUUGGUAGGGAAUGGGUUCGCGAUCGUGGUGGCGGACACAUCGGCGGUGCACAGCAUACUGGUUCACAAGUCCAACGAGGACAAGAUUAUGGUUCUCGAUUCCCACAAACUCAUCGCCGCUAGUGGUGAGUCCGGUGACAGGGUUCAAUUCACCGAAUACAUUCAGAAGAACGUCGCUUUGUAUCAGUUCCGUAACGGAAUCCCUCUCACCACUGCCGCCGCUGCCAAUUUCACGCGUGGCGAGCUCGCCACUGCUCUCCGCAAGAAUCCCUACUUUGUGAACAUUCUUCUUGCGGGUUAUGACAAAGAGACGGGUCCUUCACUAUACUAUGUUGAUUACAUUGCAACACUUCACAAGCUUGAAAAGGGGGCCUUUGGUUAUGGCUCCUAUUUUUCACUGGCGAUGAUGGACAGACACUACCAUAGUGGAAUGUCAGUGGAAGAAGCAAUUGAUCUCGUUGAUAAGUGCAUUAUGGAAAUCAGAUCGAGACUGGUUGUGGCACCACCUAACUUUGUUAUUAAAAUUGUUGACAAGGAUGGUGCAAGAGAGUAUGCAUGGCGUGAAUCAGUCAAGGAUACUCCUGUUCCUUCAGCUUGAGUCAACUCUGCUCUCUUAUUUUGAUUGAACUUCUUUCCAUUGGCCUAUGCUUUUCUUUUUCACUUUCUCUGCUGGUACUGUAAUGUCUCUGGAAAUCUUGGUCUAUAAUUACUCUAAAAGUAUGACAGGUUAUCAUUUGAAUUAUGUAUGACUAGUUCUAUUCAAAAAGGAAUUUAUGACAAUGCAUGAGGUAGGCUUUAUUUUAACAUACAUCUAAGUCAAAAUUUUGAAAAUUUAAGAAUUGCAACGGUAAAUAACAAAGAAACUUUCACUUU